CUAUAAGGUGUCAGGAUGUCACUGUCUAUUUCUCCAUGGAGGAGUGGGAGUAUUUAGAAGGACAAAAGGAUCUGUACAAGGACGUCAUGAAGGAGAAUCACCAGUCCCUCACAUCACCGGAUGGAUCCAGUCAGAGAAAUCCACCAGAGAGAUGUCCCAAUCCUCAGUAUUCCCAGGACUGUCCAGAGGAGAAACCAAAUAUCCCACUGGAUCAUCAGGAAAGUUCUGGUGAAACGACGAGAGGACUUGGAAAACCCAUCUCAGUGUCUGUGAAAGUGGAAGACGGGAUAAGCGACUCCUAUGAACAUCAUCAUUUAUCUUCCCAUCAUGAAGCAGAAGAUAACAAUACCACACAAGAUGACUCAAUAACUCCUAAUGUACCCUCAGUCCUUCACAGCAGAGAUCUAUCCACUGAUACUGCUGGUCACAAGAAACCUUCAUCUAAGCAAUUACUGAUUGGCAAAACAAGAACUAAACAGAAAUACGGGAAUAUUUUUUCUAGUGAGAAACGUUUUAAAAAGAAAUCCAAUCUUUUUUUGCAUGAGAGAAAUUGCAGAGAUAAUGGGUCAUUUUCAUGCUUGACAUGUGGAAAAUAUUUUAGCAUGAAAUCCAUUCUAGUUAGACAUCAGAGAACUCACACAAGGGAGAAUCCAUAUUCAUGUCCUGAAUGUGGGAAAGGCUUUAACAAUCAAUCAAAUUGUAUUCGGCAUCAGAGAACUCAUACAGGGGAGAAGCCAUUUUCAUGUCUUGAAUGUGGAAAGUGCUUUAGUCAGAAAUCACAUCUUGUUACACAUCAGAGAACUCACACAGGGGAGAAGCCAUUUUUAUGUCUUGAAUGUGGAAAGUGCUUUAGUCGGAAAUCAUAUCUUGUUGCCCAUCAGAGAACUCACACAGGAGAGAAGCUGUAUUCAUGUCCUGAAUGUGGGAAAGGCUUUAACAGUCAAUAUAAUUUUUCUAAGCAUCAGAGAUCUCAUACAGGAGAGAAGCCAUUUUCAUGUCUUGAAUGUGGAAAAUGCUUUAGUUCGAAAUCCAAUCUUGUUGCCCACGAGAGAACUCACACAGGAGAGAAGCUAUAUUCAUGUCCUGAAUGUGGGAAAGGCUUUAACAGUCAAUAUAAUUGUUCUAAGCAUCAGAGAUCUCAUACAGGAGAGAAGCCAUUUUCAUGUCUUGAAUGCAGAAAAUGCUUUAGUUCAAAAUCAAAUCUUGUUGCCCAUCAGAGAACUCACACAGGAGAGAAGCUAUAUUCAUGUCCUCAAUGUGGGAAAGGCUUUAACAGGCAAUAUAAUUUUACUAACCAUCAGAGAACUCACACAGGAGAUAAGCCAUUUGUUUGUCCCGAAUGUGGGAAAUGUUUUCAUGAGAAGUCAUGGCUUAUACGACAUCAAAGAAUUCACACAGGGGUGAAGCCAUUUUCAUGUUCAGAAUGUGGAAAAUGUUUUGGUCAGAAAUCAAAUCUUGUUAGACAUCAUAAAACUCACACAUGGGAGAAUCCUUUCAUGUGUCUUGAAUGUGGUAAGUAUUUUGGUGGGAAAUCAAUGCUUAUAAAACAUGUAAGAAGUCACACAGGAGAGAAGCCAUGUUCAUCUUCAGAAUGUGUGAAACCUUUUAGCCAGAAAUCGCAUGUUGAGGAACAUGAAAGACUCCACUUAGAGGAGAAGCCAUUUUCAUGUUCACAAUGUGGGAAAUGUUUUAGUCAGAAAUCAAAUCUUGUUCAACAUCAGAGAACUCACACAGGGGAGAAGCCAUUUAUGUGUUCUGAAUGUGGUAAGUAUUUUGGUGUGAAAUCAAUGCUUAUAAAACAUGUAAGAAGUCACACAGGAGAGAAGCCAUGUUCAUCUUCAGAAUGUGUGAAACCUUUUAGCCAGAAAUCACAUGUUGAGGAACAUGAAAGACUCCACUUAGAGGAGAAGCCAUUUUAAUGCUCAGAAUGUGGGAAACGUUUUAGUCAGAAAUCAAAUCUUGUAAAACAUCUAAGAACCCAUUGAGGAGAGAAGCCAUUUUCAUGGCUUGAAUGUGGUAAAUCUUUUGGUAUAAAGCAAAUCUUGUUAGACAUAAGAGAACUCAUACAAGGGAGAAGCCAUUUUCAUGUUCAGAAUGUUGGAAA
Bufo bufo (common toad) is the source of this 2104-nucleotide messenger RNA. Its product is annotated as gastrula zinc finger protein XlCGF26.1-like. Bases 36 to 1919 code for a protein of 627 amino acids. Gene Ontology annotation, cellular component: nucleus. The transcript is spliced from 5 exons. Lineage: Eukaryota; Metazoa; Chordata; Amphibia; Anura; Bufonidae. Gene Ontology annotation, biological process: regulation of DNA-templated transcription. The record is from RefSeq and is a predicted model, not a curated record.